Messenger RNA from Pseudoliparis swirei, 1782 nucleotides. RefSeq names its product macrophage receptor with collagenous structure (gene marco). The record is from RefSeq and is a predicted model, not a curated record. Gene Ontology annotation, cellular component: membrane. The transcript is spliced from 11 exons. The coding region runs from base 89 to 1180 and encodes 363 amino acids. NCBI's taxonomy places the organism in Eukaryota, Metazoa, Chordata, Actinopteri, Perciformes, Liparidae.
UGGAUGGUGUUUUUCUGGCAUCAUGCUUUGUGUGUUAUAAGAGUUCCUGAAGUAGGAAGUGAGGGUGAUUGUGGCCUUUCUCGAGAGCAUGGAGACGUCCGCGGAUCAGCAGGAUGGAGGGUCGUACACCCAGAGCAACCCGCUGUUCGACAUGACCGACCUCUACAGCUUCCAGCCCGAGGAUCUGAAGCCGGUGCAGCCCAGAAGACAGAAGUGGUGUUUUAAUAUCAUUAUCCUCUUCCUCAUCUUCCAGAGCGCCCUCAAUGUUUUUCUCCUUUAUACAGUUAUCAAGUUGGGGUCUUCGUUUUCUGAUCCCAGGUUGGAGAAGCAGACGUCCAAUUCCAUCCCUCUGGAUGAUGACUACAUUCAAACCCUGCUCUCCAACAACACUCAAGAAACCAAGACCCUGAGGGUCAACCUCUGGGCCCUGAAGAGCCAGGUGAGCAGCCUGUGUGGGGGGGAGGGGCCUCUUGCCCAGCUGCGGUCAGACCUGAACCGGCUCAACACCAGUACACACAACCUGGAGGGCCAGCUGACCUCCAUCAGCCUCAUACCAGGACCGCCUGGUAUUUCAGGAACAAAUGGGCUUCAAGGCAUGACAGGAGAGAGAGGUUUCAAAGGUGACAGUGGUGUUCCUGGCCCUCAAGGACCAAAGGGGGGAACGGGACCCAUCGGACAACCUGGGCAACAAGGAGCUGCUGGUCCAAUCGGUACACCUGGGCUCCCAGGAGACCCUGGGAAUCAAGGUCCAGGUACAAAGGGAGAGAAGGGGGACCGUGGGGCCCAAGGUGUGAAUGGACUUCCUGGUUUCAAUGGAACUGAAGGUCCUCCCGGACCACCAGGUCCCAAAGGAGACACGGGAGACAAAGGAACUCCACCAGAGUUGGUUGUGCGUCUGGUGCCGGGGAAAGCCAGAGGCCGAGUGGAGGUGAACUUCAAAGGAGUCUGGGGCACCGUGUGUGACGACAGCUUCGACACAGUGGAUGGAAAAGUGAUCUGUAAGAUGCUGGGCUACCAAACGGCCGUUUCCACCUACGUCGCCAGCCCAGGUUCUGGUAAUAUCUGGCUGGAUGAGCUUGGAUGUUUAGGAACAGAGUCUGACAUCUUUAACUGCCGACACCCAGGAGUUGGUAUUCACAACUGCAAUCACAACGAGGACGCCGGAUUGCAGUGUAUCUAGACCGAAGAACGGCUCACACAACCGCGUCAAUACGAAUGAUGUUCACAGCUGGAUGUCAUUACAAAUUUAUAAAACACAUCAUACUAUUGCAUUCAGUUCAAAGUUUCACUUUAUUACGAAAGACAUUAGCCAAAAUAAAAUUGUACUGUAAACACAACAAUCAUGCUAAUAAAACUUUACUGAAAUAAAAUCCCCAGGCAUCAUUUCUUCCCUAAUAUUUCCAAAUGGUUACUGUACUGUGAAAAGUCUUUAAACCUCUUUUAAAAAAGUCAGAUGGGAAGACACUAUGAUGUAGAGAGUAAGGUACUUCGCAAUGGAUGUCUUCAGAUACACAAUUCAAAAUAGUAUUAAACAUGGAGGUUAGAAAUAGGCCAAAGGCUUCAGUUCUGUUACUGUUUUUCGUUUCAGUAUUAACCACGUAAAAACAUUCAAACCUUGAAUCUGUGUGUAUACAGGAUAUGGUUACAAGUGCAGUGUCCUUAUUUUGAUCCCAGAUACUAGAACUAAUGUUGAUUAUUUUCAGCACACCUAUUCAUUUUAGAAACUGGAAGCUUGAUACUUUGUUGUAUAGUUUACGAAAUAAACUAUUGUAAUAAACGGUC